Triplophysa dalaica is the source of this 8435-nucleotide messenger RNA. RefSeq lists its product as uncharacterized. The transcript has 9 exons. The record is from RefSeq and is a predicted model, not a curated record. Lineage: Eukaryota; Metazoa; Chordata; Actinopteri; Cypriniformes; Nemacheilidae. Bases 172 to 978 code for a protein of 268 amino acids.
UAUUCAGCAACAGAACAAAACCACAUUUCUCUCCUUUCACUUUAACCCAAAAUUGUAACAUGUAAGGUGUCACUUGCAUUCAGAUUGUAUUAUUUUUAUCAAAUUCAUUCAAAUUAGAUUUUCAUUUUCAGUCUUGAGUGACACUUUCAGUCCCGUGGAUGGUUGAAGGCAAUGCUGCUCUUCUUUGCUUUUCUCUCGUUGUCCUCUUGUUGUCUGAAGGGUGUGUUUGGUGAUGCGGAUGAUGUGAAGUCGGUGAUGGAGGGAGAUUCUGUUACUCUACAUGCUGAUCUCACUCACAUGCAGAAAGAUGAUCUGAUCGAGUGGAGCUAUAAAACUCGAAAGACUAUCAUAGUCAGAGUCAACCGAGAAGCCAAUAAAGUCUCAGUAUACGAUUAUGUUCAUGAUGGGAUGUUCAGAGACAGACUGCAGGUGGAUGAUCAGACUGGAUCUCUCACCAUCACAAACAUCACAACUCAACACUCUGGUCUUUAUCACAUCACCAUCAGCGGCAAACAGAAGACCUCAUACACAUUUAACGUUACUGUCUAUGCUUUUCUGCCCAUUCCUGUCAUCAGCAGUUACUGUUCACAGAAUCCACCUUCAUCUUCAGUGUCAAAAUGUGUGUUGUUGUGUUCAGUGAUGAAUGUGUCACAUGUGAGUCUCUCCUGGUAUAAUGAAAGUCAUGUACACUCCAGCAUCAGUGUGUCUGAUCUUAACAUCAGACUCUCUCUACCUCUGGAGGUGGAAUAUCAGGAUACAAACACAUACAGAUGUGUCAUCAACAACACAUUCACAAACCAAACACAACAUCUCAACAUCACUCAACACUGUCAGCCUUGUUCAGACUGUGUGUGCUGUUGUUCUAUUUCCGAAGCCGUCAUCCGAUUGGUCAUCUCUGCAGUGGUGGGCGUGGCUACAGUUGGUUUUCUUGUUUAUGAUGUCAAAUCUACCAGAGUUGAAAAGAGGAGGAGAGUUUAAACAUUACCAUCGAUCAUCACUGAUGAACUGUACAUUCUCACAUCUAAGAUGGUUAGGGCUUUGUUAUUUACUUACAUUUUCAGUAACAAAUAAAUUGGUGUUGAUGUUAAACAUGUUAAGUCACUUGUAACAUUUGCCUGGAUUGGCCAUCACAAGCUGGUUGCAUGGAUGCAUAUGACAACAUUUGACCAAUAGCAUCUUUUGGCUAAACACUAAGGUGUGGCAGAUUCUGGAUCAUAUGGUAGGAUAUAUAAAAUAACUGCUUGAAGUCUAAAUUCAACAUUCAAAUGAAUGAAAACAUACAGAACGCUUUUCUCAGAGGUGUCUUUGAGUAAUGCAGCCUAAAGGCUGGAAAAUCACAUGUUGAAUGAAAUCUUAAAAUACACAUAACAAUGUUUUAUUAUUGUGUUUGAUAAAAACAUGUUUUUAAAAAUAAAAGCUCUCUGAACAAUUAACCGUAACUGACUGCAUUGGGUUAAUAAAACAAACAAGCCAUUCACAGACGGGUAUUUACAAAAACAGUUAAUAUAUUUUUUGGGGUUUGUAAUAUUUUGUAACUAUCUUUUAUUGUUCAUUCGUUUGCGAUGGUUUGGCUUCAGAAUGUAGACUUUCUGUAUAUUUAUUACAGGCUUAGUGUUAUAUUUCUUAAGAGAACUUCUGAAAUUAAAUUAUAAUUUAUCAUGUGAUGCUGAUUUAUUAAUAUAAGCAUUAGGUGGCUGCUUCAUGCUAGCAAAUUUAAGAGUACUGCAUUGUGCUAUAGAAGGCAUAUUUAACAUGGAACCUGUGGUUAAAAUGUGUAUAAAAUGCAACCAGCCUGCCAAAAAUGGGGUCAAUGCACUUUUACAAUAAUACAAUCAUGGCUACAUUUACAUUUAUUCAUUUGGCAGACGUUAGAGAGCGCAUUAAAAAAAAAUAGACACGCUACGCAUUACUGUCAUCGUUCUUAAGGCCAGUGUAAGCGGUUUACACUUGAUGCGGACGGCAACUGGCAGCCAGUGAAGUGAAAUAAGGAGGCGUGUUGAAUGAAUGGGGCUUUCAAUUAUCCAUGGAAAAUAACUCAUAUUUGAUCCACAAAAAACAGGUAAAUCCCCUGGGUGGAUAUUAAUGGACAGGCACACAAGCAAGAGAGGGUUAAAAGGUACCUAGAGGUGGUUUGAUACUAAACUUUUAAAGUACAUAUAAAACAUAAUGGUAGAUAUAUAAGCAACUACUAAAAUCUUUAGCGGGGUAUAGUUGGAGUGCAUCAUGUACAUCAAUAAAGGAAUAUUCUCUUAUUUCGAUCCAUCUUGGAUUACGGAUGCAUAGUUUAUAAUUCAGCAGUAAACACUGGGCGGUUGGAGAGGGUGCAGGGCAUGGGCGGAUCUACAGGGGGGCAAGGGGGGCAGGUGCCCCCCACUCUAGAGCCUUGCUCCCCCCCAGCUGCCCCCCUAACUUUGAUGAUCAAAAAACUGUACUUACAAAAACAACCCACCACUAUGUCCAAUACAUUUACCAAAAGUGAACAAUUUAAUUUUUAAUUUUAAAUGUAUUAUUCGCCCCUCCCCCCUGCCCCUCAAAUACUAGUUACGUCCCUGAUUCAAACCUGCAGAGCGGCGUUCGCUAAAAACUUGUGGCUUUUUAGUAAAGCCCCGAAUAUUUUGUUAAAUUGUCUUUCUCACAAAGCAAAACAAUUCAUCAGAAAAACAAAUGUGAAUAAGAUUGCAGGCAGCGGCCUCGAUUAACUAAUCAUGAACAGUGCAUAUUACAUUUUUAUUUAUAUUUUUCCCUUUGCAUUAAAGGUACUUUUGACGUGCUUUUGCAACGUUGAGCAUUGUAGCCAAUCACAGACAUGUCUGUUGAUCACAUCGGCCAAUCAGAGGCGUUUAAAUGAGUCGCUGUGCUGAAGAUGUGUUUUGCGCGAGCUCACCGAGUUCACGUUCGCAAAGCUGUCAUUAUUAUUGGCAAUAAACUUAAGAUGCAGAUAAGAGAUUCACUUGAUAUUAUUAUUAAUGCUGCUCUGAUGCACUACAUUACGCAACGCUCUGUUUGUUGUUAGGAAGACUAAAAGUUCAGCGGUCUAGCUCAUCAAUGUCAAAAUUAUUAAGUUAACAAAUGCCUGGUAAAAUGUAAGUAGGUCAUUUAAUAUUUGACUGUUUUACAAUAGAAAAGUUAAACUUUUUUUAUUUAUUUAUUAAAUUUUGCCUUUUUGAAUUGAAAAUAUGCUAUAAUUUCCUUGAUUCAUUUAUGUAAAUUAAAAAUAAAAUAUUAGUUGCAAAUAGUUACAAUUAUUUCACUAAUACAACAAGCCUUUCUUUUUCUUUAUUCCCUUAAAUUGCUUUAAUAAUUAAUUAAUUACUUUAAAUAAAAAUACCCAAUUUUAGUUUGGGCUGUUACGUUACAACACACAAUACAGUGCCAGUUAGGAGAUUGAUCAUUUGAUUAGCUAAGCAGUCCUAUUAAAUCCAAUUCCUCUCAGACUUUUACUUUUUAAAAGAUGCACAGUUUUGUUUUGUUUGAACACUGGGCUUAUUCCUGUUGUGAAUUAAAAAAUGUUGUAGUGUGUAAGGGCAUGAUUAAACAAUAACUAAUGAAGUUUAAAAGUGUUUUUGUGUUUGUUUUUUUAAAGCAAUUCAUAUAUAGGGAUUCCAUGUAGGCCUACCCCUGCCACCCUGCCAAGACCUCUUGCCACCCCUUUGCCCCCCCAUGCAAAAUUUUCUAGAUCCGCCACUGGUGCAGGGAAGGCGUGACAAGAGCCGUGAUGCGUGGCCGGUGGCGUGAUCGAUAGUUGGAUCAGCUUUGCGCACAUUGGUCCCGCAUAUCUCACGGAGGAGUUCGGGAGCCUAAAAGGACGAAUCGUCAUGCUUGCUGGCGAGAGAGGACCGGGCCCAGAUGUGUUUAAAUAUCAUAUUCGACAAAUCUGCGUGGGAAUUACAUAAUACAUCCUACAAAAAAAUGAUGGGAGAAUAACCAUAAUGAUAUUAGCAGCUUUUGGACGGAGUGGGGAGAAGAAGGCCAUUUGGAAUAGACUGUUGCUGUCAUGUAAUGCCACAGACGACAACAGAUGCAGUUUAAAUAAAGGUGUGUUUGGUGUUGAUACAGAUGAAGUGAAGUUAGUGUCAGUGAAUGAUGGAGAUUCUGUUACUCUACACACUGAUCUUAAUGACAAACAGAGUAAUCCUGUGAUAGUCUGGAGGUUUAAAGGCGAACGCAUAGCAAGAAUGAACGGAGAGGCCAACGGAGAUCCAGUUUAUGACUCUGAUGAGAGAUUUAGUGACCGAUUGAAGAUGAAUCCUCAGACUGGAGAUCUCACCAUCACAAACAUCAAAACUGAACACGCUGGACUUUAUCAACUAGACAUCAGCAUCAAAGACACCUCCAAAGCGAAGACAUUCAACGUUGUGGUGGCUGCAUCCAGAGAUGCGUUUUCAGGUGCUCGAGACGAAUCAUGCGUUGGUGUUCUGCUGGUUAUCGCUGUUGCUGUUGUUGCUGGUGUGUUUCAACAUCAUCAGAUCGUCUAAAUCAAGAACACAGGAGGGUUCCAAUCGAGAAGUCUCAGAGAAUAAGUCUCAGCUGUUAUGAAUGAGUCUUUGAGGACUGGAUACACCAGCAGUUGUGACAUUCAGAUGCUCAACAAACUUGCCCUCCAUCUGUGAGCUUUCUGGCCUAUGUUGCAACGGCAAGGAUCAAACCAGUCCCCACCUUGGGGUACAAACAUUUCACGAUACAAAAAACAACACUAUAGCAGGCUACUUGAACACUAUUUUUAUUUAACUACUUAUUUAUUGUAGUAUAUAUUUGUAAUGCAAAAAUUCCACACUUUACCUGUCAAACUGGAGGAAUAGCUGCUCGAUGUACUUUAAUGUUCUGUUACUGUUUUUUAUUUGAAUUCCUUUGAAUACUUGAGCUUAACACUAUGCACUUUCUUAAGUGUUAAAAAAACGCAGUAUUACAAGGCAUUACAAGAACCUGAAGGACAUAUUUAGUGGGAAGUAUGAAUAGGAGAUUAUGUAGUGAAUGAUGUGUGCAUUAUCCUUUAAGACGGUCCGUACUUGAAUUGUGGGGCUUAGCACAACUAUAGUAGACAGACCUACAUCUCAAACACUGUCAGCUGCCACAUGAAGAACAAUCAAACUCUGUUUACUCCGUUUAAUGAAAAACACUGUGUCUUACCUUUAAAUGCCAAACACAUUACUUUCUAUUAGUAAAAGUGCUCUGAACGUUAACAAACAAUACCAGCUGCUUCCUAUAAGUCAUAUCAUCAUGGCUGUGAUAAGGUCAGAGGACAAGCCUUAAAAUGUUAUAUCACAGUCUUGUUGGUAUUAGUGCGGACUUUGACACUUUGUGAAUUUGUUAAUGAUUGUAUGAUGUCAGGUACAGUUUUUUUUUUUAUUGGGUUGACAGCUGUUCAUUUCAAAACUGUUCAAGUAAUCAUUUAGUUUGUUUGGGAAAUUUUGUCGUUUUUUCUGGGAAAUAAUGUAAUGUGAUACCAAAAGAAAUGUGAAUACUUAUUUUAGUACACCUCAAAAUCUAAAUCACGACUUCAUUAAAGGGUAUUACUGAAAGGGAGGGUUUACAAUGUGACCAUAGGUACACUAAAGGUGCUGCUACAAAAGGUUCUUUACAGUGAUGCUUCCCCAAAGAACCACUUAAAUGUGCCUCUCUUCCACAAAUUGGUACGAUUCUGUAUGGCCUCUAACUGCACACUCCUGCCAAAGCACUGUUUAUUAAUCACCAGCCAAAUGUCUGUAAAAUACUUUGUUUAAAAUUCCACAAUAGUCCUCUAAAACAACUUUGCCUUUACAUUAAAAGUCAAACGGCACACUAGAGUUUGGGUCACCGCCGUGUACAUGGCGAAACCGCUAUGACUCUUAAAGGGAAUGGGAGAUGAGACUCUGAUUGGAUAACUGCAUGUUUAGUCCAAAACACAGUAAUGACUCAUUAAGAGAAUAAGGAAAACCCUUUUAGACAAUCCGCUUGGUGUGCCAAAAUUAGCAUUAAGCAGAUGCCUUUAUCCAAAGUGACUUACAGACCCCUCAGGGAGCAAUAAAGCAAUAUGACAUACAGGAGCAAUAAUACAAUAUAUGCUAAUACAGAGUUACUAGUUUCCACAAACAACCUGUUGAGAGAAAUAGAGAUGGGUCAUUUUUUCUUCUUCUUUUAUUUGUCUGUCAUGUAUUCACAGAAGAGAUUUUAAGUAGUUUUUUAGUGUUGUAAGAGAUGUGGUUGACCGGACUGAGUUGGAAAGAAUGAAGAAUGUUCCACCAGAAAGGAGUUUUGAGCACUUUCGCAUCUGACUGCACUUAAAAGGAAUUGUGAAAAUUAAGCUAACUGCCCCAAUGUUAUUUCAUAUAAAAGAUAUACAUAUAUAUAACAUAAUGUCCACAACACAAAAUAAUAACUUUAUUUAGAAAAAGCCAGUUCGUUAGUUUACAUGCGCUGCAACGUAGAUAAUCAAAAACGAUAUGCAGUCAGUAUUUUGAACUUUUCAAACAACUUUUACAAUAUACACAUACAUUACCUUUUGAAUUUGAAAAUAAUAAGUGGUGCCAGUCGUUAUUAACGUGUUAUUAACAUUCCAGCAAUUGAAGCAUUUUCAUACAAAACUUGAUGGUAUUUUGAGCCAUCGGUUCAGAUUUUUAUAAGCUUGUUUUGUCUUUUUUAAGCUUUUUUUUUCAUUUUGCACAAAUGUAAAUCAAUGUUAUUAAAAGUUAAAAAUAUAAAAUAUAUUAUUUUCAUGUGCCCAUUUAUGAAGAAUGUGGCCCAUUAUGGAUGUGACAAUCUUGGCUGACUAUGAAAAAUGCCUUAGAAACUUUGAGACCUCACAUGGGAAUUUGAACCACCAAAUGUUGACCAAAUGCUGUUAAAACUGUUGGCAAAAGCUGUCUUUUUUCAUGGUAGGGUUUGUUAUUUUCAUGGAAAUACCCUAUUGUAAUAUUUUUUUUAAAUGUGUUCAAUAAAAGCCUUGCUGAAAGCCACAGUGCAGUUUAAUGUUUAUAAGACAUUUUACAAAGACAUUUUCAUUCUUAGUGUUUUUAAACUAAUAUAUCAUUUAGCUGUUAUUGUGUGCUUUGUUAUGUUAGAGUAGUUUUAACCGGUACAUGGUGUCAUGAAUAGCCGAGGGAAAACAAGGAGCGGAUCCACGUGCAGUAAAUUAUGUUAAAUAUGAUCCAAAAGGAACACAAAGCGUUUAAUCCAGGCAGAUGACCACAAGGGAAACGUACAUACAUACAAACAAUAAUACACCGAGAUAGCUGAACACAAUGAAUAUAUAUACACAGACGAAGGAACAAACAGGUAAUGAGACACAGGUGAAAACAAUACAUGAUAACAAGACAAAGCAUGAUGGGAACUGGAGUCCUUACAAAACACAGAGUGGAAUGGCGCCCUCAGGUGACAGAGGUGCCAGUACCAGGGCGGGACACACGGAAUAUGUAUAGAAAAAUUAACAUUAUUGAAGAGUUAUUUGAAGGAGUUCGUUAUUACUACAAACUUCAGAUACUUUUGUUAAUUUAGAUAUUUGAUGGGGUCUUGUCAUUGGUUUGUUAUUUUACAUUAGCCUUUUAUUAUUAUUAUUAUGUGUAAUUUUAUGUGCUGCAAUUUCUCUUUGGCCUAAACCUGUAUGUUGAAUCUGUCAUUCUAUUGGCAAAACCUUAAACAAGUUAAAUUUGCACAUAUCAUACACUUUAUUUUGCAAAACUAAACACAAUCUCUCUCAAAAAUAUUUGGAACAGUGAUUCACUUGUAUUACAAAAUGGUAAACACAGUCGGCAAAAGUAAAAAAAUAUAAGGAGGAUGAGCAUCCAGCACGCGACCCCAAGGCCUGUAGCCUAGUAUUCAUUAUUGAACUCAUGAUCACUAUAGAUUUGUUUACAAUGUUUGAAAAGUGUAUUGCUAUGUACAAACGUUUAUGCCCUGGAUGCUAUUUUCUGUUUUAUUGUGUGAUGAAUGAGUUGUUUAUAUAUGUUACCCUGACAAGUAUUUAAUAUUAUAAAUAUUGCAAACAAAUACAAAUAUGAACAUUGUCGGCCAGCUCCACACAUUUACAUUUAGUCGUAGUGUCAGUAGAGGUGCUGUUUUUCUCUGGUGCUUUGUUUGGCCUUUCUAGGAAGAAUGUUGAAUAGUUUUUAAAGGCUUAUUAUCUUUAAAGAUCCCAUUCCACGCGAUCACAUUUUCAACCUUUAGUUAGUGUGUAUUGUUGCUGUUAGAGCAUAAAUAAUACCUGCAAAAUGAUAAAGCUCAAAGUUCAGUGCCAAGCGAGAUAUUGUCUUUAACAGAAUUCACUUUCCAAGAACUACACAGAACAGCUGGAUCGGACUACAGCCCUCUAAUUCCUGGGUAUCUUAUGUCACUAUUCUGAGUGCUUUUAUUAACCUCCGCCCAAAGGAAUAUGCCAAAGAAGGGGCGAGGUCUUCCGCAGAGAAGAAGAAGAGCUGCUGGAGUAGUGUUUGGUUAUCAGAGAUCAUAAACAUUUGACAGAG